Molecule: messenger RNA, 1055 nt
Organism: Oreochromis aureus
Lineage: Eukaryota; Metazoa; Chordata; Actinopteri; Cichliformes; Cichlidae
Product: transmembrane protein 272-like
Exons: 5
Coding region: 220-708 (162 amino acids)
Source: RefSeq, a predicted model, not a curated record
UCAAAAUGAAAUAGGAAGUCAAAUCUAUGUUUGCUGAGAAAAUGCAAAUGAGCACAGGAUUAAAAACGAGAAGAGAAAGCAGGAAAAAAAAAGUCACUCAAUUCGGAAGUUAAGACCAGUAUUUAAAUAACGUGAACUCUUCCUAAUCCCCAGAUGUUCUUCUAAUUUUCAUAGACAAGGUUGGAGGAAGAGGGACUCAAGAAGUUAUCAUUGGAGACGAUGCCUGACACUGACACUGACACUGACACAUUUCGGCGCAUCCGCAGACCUCCUAAACCUCCAUGUGUGGUUGUAGGAUGUUUCCAGGUGAUUUCGUGCGUCAUGCCCAUUGCUCAGUUCGUUAUUGGAGCAUUGUACCAGUUUGACUGCCCCAGGCAGCCCUACAUUCCCAUCUACCUGCUGGUGAUGGGAGUGGUCUCCAUGCUGCUGGCUCUGCUCUCCAUCCUUCCGUGUCACGCAGGCUUCGGCAACCACAGCGGCGCCUGGAGCUGCCUCGUCUCACUCUUCUUCUUCUGCUGGUUCAUUGCUGGAAAUGUGUGGAUCUACUCCGUCUAUGAACCCAACUACAAUAAGACAGUAAGCAGGGAUGUGUACUGCAACAAGACACUCUACCUGUUUGCCUUCUGGACCACCAACAUGAGCUACGUCCUGUUUGGCUUUUUGCUUUUCUGUACCUGUUGUCCGUGGACUCUGUGUGGUGAAGAUUAAAAUACAUACACAAAAUAUUUUAUGGUACAGACUUGAGAUCAGCAACCCACAUUUACAUACUGCAAGGAUGGGCUGAAUUUUAACAGUCAGGGGCACAAGCUCAGUAACCUCUUAUUGGUUUGACUUAUUUGCAUGUGUUGAGCUCUGACUUUACAUUAGUCUCCCCCUGUGCCAUGAAUUGAGUGCAGAAAAUAUCAACAGAUAUUAAAACCACUGAGCUAGAUGCAAGAAUAGGAAGUGUGAACGUUCAACAAAAUCUAUCAUAGGAGCAAUAAACUACCACAUUGUAACUGGUUCCGUUCAUAUGAGAAAAAUAAAAAUAUUUCAGUCUUUGUUUGCCGUCAUCA